CAAUAGUAUGACCCUCAUUAAAGGAAAUACCCAUAGAGGUAUCUGACAGUAAAACAUGCCAAUGGUUCCUUCGGACAAUGAAUACCUGAUGUUGAGGCACGUACACAGCACAAAUCCAGUCCGAUAGAUGGAGCUGCCGUGUAACAUUUGUUCAUGUGCAUUUGUAUCUUGUAACAAUCUAGUCGUGUACGGACGAAGUCAAGAGGAGUAACAAUCAUUGUAUUCCUAAAUUGAAUAAUCAUUUAGUUCUUCAGUUUAUUGAGGAAUUAGAGUAAUUGAAACUUGUUACUGUACAUUUUAUAAAUAUAAUACUUUCGUCAAAUUCACGAAAUAUAAACGUAUUGUGUAAAUACAAUUUUAUUUAUUUCACAAUACAGUACUUAAUUCUUGAUAUAACAAUCCCAUCAAAAAAGAAAUCAUGUCUACAAAUAUGUCACAUACAGAAAAAGAAUUAGAUUUAAGUAAUGCUGGAAGAGGCGUGUGGCUUGUCAAAGUACCUAAAUACAUAGCAAAUAAAUGGGAGAAAGCACCUGGCAAUAUAGAAGUUGGCAAAUUAAAGAUAACUAAAAAUCCUGGUCAGAAAGCAGAAGUAUCACUUAGAUUGUCAGAAGCAGUGUUAGCUUUAAAAGAACCUGGAGAAGAAGAAAUUCCAAAACAGCAUAGAUUAGAUGUUACAACAGUAACGAAACAAAUGUUAGGUGUAUUCUCUCAUGUUACACCUUCAAGUAGUUCAGAUUCUAUAGUUCCUGAAACUGAAAAACUCUAUAUGGAAGGAAGGAUUGUACAAAAAUUAGAAUGUCGUCCAUAUGCUGAUAAUUGUUACAUGAAAUUAAAAUUACAAAGUAUUAAAAGAGCUUCUGUACCACAAAGACAAGUUCAGCAAUUAGAUAGGGUAGUUCAGAAUUUCAAACCUGUUUCUGAUCACAAGCACAACAUUGAAUAUGCAGAGAAGAAGAAGGCAGAAGGUAAAAAGAUGAGAGAUGAUAAAGAUGCAGUAUUGGACAUGUUGUUUGCUGCAUUUGAAAAACAUCAAUAUUAUAAUAUAAGAGAUCUUGUAAAGAUUACAAGGCAACCAAUAGUGUAUUUAAAGGAAAUAUUGAAUGAAGUUUGUAAUUAUAAUCUAAAGAACCCUCACAGAAAUAUGUGGGAGUUAAAACCAGAAUACCGGCAUUAUAAAGAGGAAGAGAAAUUCGAAGGCAGUCAAAAAAAAGCUGAUGAAUCAGAUGACGAUUGAAGUUAAAAGUAUUUAAAGUAUUAGAAUAAAAUUUAAAAUAAAGUAUUUUACACUACUUGACAUCUGAGGCUGUGCGAAAUUAACAAUGUUUGAACACAUUUUUUUAGAUGUAUAUUUACACUGUCUUUAUUCCAUUGUAUCAAUAUAUACAUAUUUGAGACUAUAUAUAAAAUU
Molecule: messenger RNA, 1408 nt
Organism: Bombus impatiens (common eastern bumble bee)
Lineage: Eukaryota; Metazoa; Arthropoda; Insecta; Hymenoptera; Apidae
Gene: TfIIFbeta
Product: general transcription factor IIF subunit 2
Exons: 6
Coding region: 419-1234 (271 amino acids)
Biological process (GO): transcription by RNA polymerase II; transcription initiation at RNA polymerase II promoter
Cellular component (GO): transcription factor TFIIF complex
Source: RefSeq, a predicted model, not a curated record